Messenger RNA from Baudoinia panamericana UAMH 10762, 1740 nucleotides. RefSeq lists its product as uncharacterized. The transcript has a single exon. The coding region runs from base 1 to 1740 and encodes 579 amino acids. The record is from RefSeq and is a predicted model, not a curated record. Lineage: Eukaryota; Fungi; Ascomycota; Dothideomycetes; Mycosphaerellales; Teratosphaeriaceae. Gene Ontology annotation, cellular component: mitochondrion; cytoplasm. Gene Ontology annotation, biological process: aspartyl-tRNA aminoacylation. Gene Ontology annotation, molecular function: ATP binding; aspartate-tRNA ligase activity.
AUGCAUGACUUGAACCUGAACUCUACCAUUCAAAUUGUGUCAAGCGUCACUAAGGAUGCGGAUAGCAUCAGCUUGCCGCACAAUGUGCUAGAGACGCUCAAGGAGCACACGCCAGUCAUUGUCCAGGGCACUGUAAAGGGUCGCCAGGCUUUGGUUGGCAAAGAGUCGACCAGUGCUGCAACCGGGGGUAAAUCUAGCAGGAUCACAGCAGUUGAAAUUAAGCUUGAAGACAUUCAGCCACUCAAUACGCUCCCGUCCGAUUUGAUCGUGGCCUCUGGUACAGUCUUUCCGCCCGAACAGCGACAUCUCCAGAUACGACACGAUAGCAGCCUCCGCGAAGCAUUGAAAUUUCGAAGCAAAGCAGCCCGCUUUAUUCGUGACUACCUCGUUGACAAGCACGACUUCGUCGAAAUUGAAACGCCACUACUCUUCAAGUCGACACCGGAGGGUGCGCGGGAGUUUCUUGUGCCAACUCGAAAUACCGGCAUGGCAUACGCUUUACCACAGAGCCCACAGCAAUAUAAGCAGAUCCUAAUGGCUAGCGGCAUGCCUCGCUACAUGCAGAUCGCUCGAUGCUUUCGAGACGAGGAUCUACGUGCUGAUAGGCAGCCCGAGUUCACUCAGGUGGACUUAGAGAUGGCCUUCGCAAAUGGCGAAGAUGUCAUGCGCACCGUCGAAGAUAUGGUUAGAGCGCUCUGGUCGCAGCUGCUGGAAAUCAAGCAGUCAGACGAGGCCUUUUCACGAUUGACAUACGAUGAAGCGAUGUCGAGAUACGGCUCCGACAAGCCAGACUUGCGGUUCGGCACGGAUAUUCGUCGAAUAGAGUAUAUGCUCCCGGUCGACCUAGUCAGCAAGAUUGGACCGCUCACAGAUCCCAUCGUCGAAGUCGUGAAGUUUUCGCUCUCCGAUGACAUUGCUGCGAUGAGACAGUUCGUCAACGCUUUCAUGGACUCUCCCGAAGCACAGCCCUUCAUCACCAACCCUGACGGCCAACCCGGCAUCUUCAUCAUAGACUCACGAAGACCGCUCCAAGGCCUGCAAUCAUUUGGCUUCGAAGCGGCGGAGCAAUUAGAAGAGAUUCUACAGCUGCAAGACGGCGAUCUGGUAGUCCUGCAAGCCCGCAAAAACGCACCAUUUAGCGGAGGAUCAACGCCGCUUGGCAAUCUCCGCUUGGCCUUGCACAAAGCAGCAGUCAAGCAAGGCUUACUUCCCACACCACAAGGCUUUGCAUUCACGUGGAUCACGGACUUCCCGCUGUUCUCGCCCAACAAUGACAGCGACCCCGGACAAGGCGGCUCGGCUGGCAUAUCCUCGACUCACCACCCAUUCACCGCGCCCAAGACAGCCGCUGACGUGGACCUCCUUCUGACGAACCCAUUGCAAGUCAAAGCGGACCAUUAUGACCUUGUUGUCAACGGCGUUGAAUUGGGCGGUGGAAGCCGUCGGAUCCACAACGCUGCCAUGCAGGAGUUCAUAAUGCGAGAUGUGCUCAAGAUGACUGAAGAGCGCAUCAAGGACUUCGCGCAUUUACUUGCAGUGUUGAGUGCUGGAUGUCCGCCUCAUGCUGGGAUGGCAUUGGGCUUCGACCGACUGAUCGCGGUCAUGCUUGGCAAGGAGAGUGUGAGAGAUGUCAUUGCAUUUCCGAAAAGUGGGAAGGGAGAAGACAUGCUGGUCAAGAGUCCUACGAGAAUGACGGAGGAACAACUGAAGACGUAUCAUCUACGGCUACGUGAUGGAUGA